UUGAUGAGCUGAGCAUGUGCAGUAUUCAGAUCUAAGCAGGGACGACAAAACUGAACAACAAUAUUUUUCUAAAAGCAAAUGCAAUUCAUCCCAGAUUGUCAGUAUGCAAUUUGUAUUCACUAUAGGAACAUAAAACCAAAUCCAAUCUAAUCAGUGGGGAAGAACGAAGAUUAGUCAAAAUGAUCAGGAAUAGAAAUACGACUUCUCGACUGCACAAACACUGUGAAAAAUGUUAUGAUCGGCACUGCAAAAAGACUUUUGAACCUUCUGUUUCCUGUUUGGUUAUCAGUUGCUCUUCCAAGUGUGGUGCUGUCUUUCACCAGUGUAAAGAGGAUGAACAUACGCUACUAUGUCCACAGGAACAAGUACCUUGCCUGAAUUCAGCCUUUGGUUGUCCCUUCGUUAUGGCACGCCAAAAACUUUCCAAGCAUCUUUAUGUUUGUCCUGCCAGCAUUGUGUGUUGCUCAAUGCAAUGGAACCGCUGGCCAGCUAAUGAAGAUGACAUUGCACUAAAUAAAAAUGCUGUCAAAGAUUCCUUGAAUCCUGAAGACUUAGACUUCAGCACUGCAAUGACAGAUCAGAGGAUUCUUUUCAAUUCAGUGAAGUUGGCUGAACUAUUCCCUGAGAUGGCUGAACCUGUUGAUGAAAAUAAGUUAAAUUUGAAUGAGGAAGGGGCAGUGGGAGAACAACAAGUCAAUUCUGCAACUUUAGAUGGGAAUUUCAAUGAAGCAGGUAAAGUCUGUGCAGAUGUGGCAGAAAUGGCUGAACCUACUCCAGAAGAACAAAAGGCUAUUGCAGAAUCCAAUGAACUCGAAUAUUUGUCUAUGUAUUCUACUUGGGAGCAUAUUUUCAGUAAGGAUAAAGGUUGUGCCUCUGAAGAAAAAGCCACAAAAGCUGAAGCCAAACAAAAGAGUGAAAAGUCAUUAGUUUGCGAAAGUAACAAAAGUCUACAUGAAAAUAAAAUAAAUAUACCCCCAGAUCCAGCUUUGUUAGCGUCAGUUGAAAAGACAGGUGAAGCUCCUUGGCAGGAAGGUGUUCUACAAAGGCUAGAAACUCAAAUGGAUAGAAAACACUUCAAUAUGUACUUGGUUCAUCAUGGCAGUAUGCUUAUUCGGUUUGGCCAGAUGAGUGCAUGUACACCCAAAGAAAGAGACUUUGUUUAUGGGAAACUGGAGGCUCAGACUGUUAGAACUGUCAACACUUUUAAAGUUCCUACCAGUUAUCGUGCCAAGCGUGGACAUGUUGGAGAAACAUUGUCAAGUAAGGUCAAAAAGGAGAACAAAGCUGUGGACACUUCUGACCUGGACACAGAGGAUCAUUAUAAUGAUGAAGUUACUAUUUCAUUACUUACUUAUUUGGAAAAAGUUUUAAAAGGCCACAUUAUAUCAGAAAGAAAAGUCACUGAUGGGCUGACCAUUGAUUUUGCAACUCAGACAUAUUCUUUCCCCUCCUCUCCUUUUAGCCAUGAUAUAACUUUGGCUGAUGUAGCAGCACACAAAGAAUCUUGUCUAUAUCUGCAACUCCAGAUGGAGUGUAUCACAAAACGAUACAACAAUGCCUUUACAUUUAUGUGCCACCAUUUCUUCAGGAGAGAUGAGUUCUCAUCACAUUUCAGGAAUGUGCAUGCUGAUAUUCAGUCAGGCCUGAAUGGCUGGAUGCUACAGAGAUGUCCUCUUGCUUAUCUUGGCUGUUCCUACUCACAACUGAGAUUUUGCCCUUCCAGUCAGAAGGCUAAAGUGAUCUACAAUCAACAUCAAAGUACGUUUGCAGUCAAACCAGACAUUCCUGCAGUUCUGUGUCAGCACAGUCACAGGGAUCCAAAAAUAUGGAAAAGUAGGAAAAGUGGGCUCAGCUUGAGCAGUCUUCCAUAUGAGAUACUGAGGUACAUUGCAAGCUUCUUGGACAGCUAUAGCCUAGCACAACUGUCCCAAGUAUCUGUACUGAUGAAUGCAAUCUCUUCCACUUUACUGCAAGAGCAUGGCAUGGUCUUUCUUGUCUGGGAAAAGAAGAGUUACUCACAUGGAAGGUUCUCUUGGCGAGCUCGAAAACGGAGGUGGCAGUUCAGCUCUGUCUUCUCUACUGUCGACAGUUGGAGGUUUAAUGAUAACCCCAGUAUCGCAGAACAUCUGAAAACCUGUCCAUACUAUGUGACAGAGAGUAAAUCAAAGCCUGUCGCUCUCAUCAGUAUAUGCAAGUCUCCAGAAUUGAAACAAGAGAAAAAGACCCUUGUUACAAUGUUUAGUAAGAAGAAAAACACAAAUAGAUUUUCCAACCUGAUUGUAUGA
Hemiscyllium ocellatum (epaulette shark) is the source of this 2285-nucleotide messenger RNA. RefSeq names its product F-box only protein 40. The transcript is spliced from 5 exons. The coding region runs from base 180 to 2285 and encodes 701 amino acids. Gene Ontology annotation, cellular component: cytoplasm. Gene Ontology annotation, molecular function: protein binding; zinc ion binding; ubiquitin protein ligase activity. Lineage: Eukaryota; Metazoa; Chordata; Chondrichthyes; Orectolobiformes; Hemiscylliidae. The record is from RefSeq and is a predicted model, not a curated record.